AUGGCCGUUGGCAAGAUUUUUCCUUGAUGUUGUUGAAAACGAGUGAAGACACAGAAGUCACCCCACGACACAGUCGCCUGUCCCAAACACGCUCACGGUCCAUCGUUUCUCCCGUAAGCAAACAUAACAAACAAACAAAAUCCCCCAAUUUCCAUCCAAAAUCUUGAUCGAUCAAAAACUCGCUCCGAUUAAAAUCCUCCCUCGCCCCUCUCUUCUUCUCGGAAUCUCAAAUCUCAACCUUCCGAACCCGAUCCGAUCCAAAUUGCUGCGAUGGUUCCACCGGCCGGUCCGAGCCCACCGAACCCCGAACUGAUCCAGCAGUUCCUGAGCUCCGUCCUCUCCCAACGUGGCCCCUCCGCCCUCCCUUACUCCGAGGACACCAAGUGGCUCAUCCGCACCCACCUCGUCUCUCUCACCUCCGCCUACCCUUCCCUCGAGCCCAAAACCGCGACGUUCACCCACAACGACGGUCGCUCCGUCAACCUCCUUCAGGCUUACGGCACCAUCCCCAUGACGUUUCAGGGCGUCACCUACAACAUCCCUGUCAUCAUCUGGCUCAUGGAGUCCUACCCUCGCCACCCGCCUUGCGUCUACGUCAACCCCACGCGCGACAUGGUUAUCAAGCGCCCUCACGCCCACGUCAACCCUUCUGGUUCCGUCUCCAUCCCCUACUUGCAGAACUGGGUCUACCCUAGCUCCAACCUCGUCGAGCUCGUUAAGAAUCUCAGCGCCGUUUUCGGUCUGGACCCGCCGCUCUUCUCCCAGCGCAGGCCCAAUCCCAAUCCAAACCCUAACCCUAAUCCUAACCUUGGUCAUUCCUCGUCCGCUGUGUCGAAUUCAGGAUAUUCGAGCUACCCGGCAUAUUCGGGCUCAUCGGGAUCGGCUAGUCCUGCCCGUCCUGCAAUUCCUCCGAGGACGUACCCGCCGUCACCCUAUGGAAGUAGUGGAUCAUUUUCUCGUGUUCAGACUGAUGAUCCGAAUGAGGUUUUCAAGAGGAAUGCGAUCAAUAAGCUUGUGGAGAUGGUGCACGGCGACAUGGCAGGGUUGAGGAAGACGAGGGAGGCGGAAAUUGAAGGCUUGUUCAAUGCACAGGCGGUGCUGCGGCAGCGAUCGGAGCAGCUCAACAAAGGGUUGAAAGAGAUGGUGGAUGAGAAGGAGGGUUUGGAGCAGCAGUUGCAGAUGGUGCUGAUGAAUUUGGAUGUUUUGGAGGCCUGGUUGAGAGAGAAUGAGGGGAAGACCAGAGGGAGGCUGGACGGUGAUGUGGACGAUGCUUUCGAAUGCAUUGACCCGCUUUCGAAGCAGAUGUUGGAUUGUACAGCCUCUGAUUUGGCGAUUGAAGAUGUUGUGUAUUCUUUGGAUAAGGCAUUGCAGGAUGGGUCAAUAGCCUUUGAUGAGUACUUGAAGAAUGUGAGGUCAUUGUCCCGCAAGCAGUUCUAUCAUCGUGCUACAGCUGCUAAAGUCAGGGCAGUACAAAUGCAAUCGCAGGUUGCGAAUAUGGCUUCCCGACUUUCACAUUAUGUUUCAUCUUAGUAGAAAUGGUAUAGUCUCAUGUUGUAUUCUUGUGGAAAUAUGUCAAUGCUUUCUUGUUCUUCUUCUUUCUUUUCCAAAUUUUUUUUUUCCCAAUGUUUCUUUAGGGCUGGUUUCUGUGGGAAAUAUGUUGUUGUUCAAUAACUAAUAUAUUGAAACUCAGUUUUGGUCUAGAUUUGUAUAUGAAUAUCAGAUAUAAUCAUUUCUCUUGAA
Pyrus x bretschneideri (Chinese white pear) is the source of this 1740-nucleotide messenger RNA. Its product is annotated as protein ELC-like. Gene Ontology annotation, biological process: protein transport; endosome to lysosome transport; protein modification process. Lineage: Eukaryota; Viridiplantae; Streptophyta; Magnoliopsida; Rosales; Rosaceae. The transcript has a single exon. Gene Ontology annotation, cellular component: ESCRT I complex. Gene Ontology annotation, molecular function: ubiquitin binding. The coding region runs from base 271 to 1530 and encodes 419 amino acids. The record is from RefSeq and is a predicted model, not a curated record.